AUGGGUCCAACCGUUGCCGCCGUUGCGACCAACAUAUUAGCACUGUCUUCGGCCUUGGUGGUUGGAUUUGCGGUUGGGAGGUUCGCAGGUGGUGGGGGUAACAAGGAAACCCAACAACACCCAUGCAGCGUCAGGGGGGCCAAGCGUCGAGCACGGAUAAAGAAGAGCGAGGACAACUCUAAGGCCAGAGCGGCCGGCGUCGCGUCGCCGCCAUCGGAGGAAGAAAAACGAAGCAACCAAGUACUACUGUCGUCGCGAAGGACCCGUAGCCGCAAGAAAAACCUGGCGCCUCGGUGCCUCGCACUCGACGCCUGGACGAGGGUUGCCCGAUCCUACAUCAAGAGCAUCGGCGAGGGAGACUACGAGUCGCUUCUUCUCCUCCCACGGGCAUGUUUCAUCGUCGCCGGGCGGUUUGUGCCUUACGCCGAAUGCCGCGACCAACUUGUCUCUCUAGGCCAGGCGAGGGCGGCUACUGCCGGAGUCGAGCAGCUGCGUGUGCUCUACGUUAGCUGCUCGUGGGCAAGCGCUGGGGGCGGGGAAGGAACAGGCUGGGCGGUGCAGGACUUCGAGACUACGCGCGCCUAUCUUCAGCGCAACCCGGACCUCUCGUUUGUCUACGUGGGUAGAUCUUGCGUCGCGGGCAGCUCUUCUUCUACCAGACACGUAAGAUCAACGCAGCUGCGCCAUGUUACUCCAGCCCUCCUUCGGUCGGAUGCCGUGCUUGUGCUUCCUCGCCUGGCGGAGCGCCCCGGUGGCGAGGAAGGCUCUGGAUCUAUGGGCACAAGGUACACUGACUUUGAGUGCUGCGUCCGUGGUUCUCGGUCUCGAAUGGUGCUUGCCAUUGCUGCCGUCGGCCAGGCGAAGGUGUCCGUCGCUUUCCGCGCGGGGUCAUACCCUGAAUCUGUAGUUGAACUUGAGCUGGGGAAGAGCAACGUCAGGGCAACGGCGAAGCAAGCUGCGGAUGCACUGAGGGCUGCGGCGGCGAAGAGCCCACAGAAGAGCACAGCGGCGGUAGUGAAGGAAGCAUGUGAAAACUGGUUGGCCGCAGACCUGAACCCCCUCUCAGCUCUCGAGCAGGCCAGGGCGGUAGUGGAAGAGGCUCAGAAGUCGGACGAUGGCGAAGCUCUGGCGAACAUCCAAAGCAUGCGACCAGCUCCAUCCUUUGCGGCGAACGCGCGCACGGCUCUAGGUGAUGAGUUCGUUGGGGGAGAGCGCGAGCUUGCUCUCUCGAUGCUGUUGUUUGCGGUGCUUUGUUCGCAGCCUAAAGAACGCGCUACCUACACGGACAAUUUCGUGGAAGACGUCGGCAAGAUGGAAAUAUCAUACCGCCCCGUGGCGGUGGUUAGGAGUCCGUACCGGGAGAGGUUUGGGACUCCGCGCCAACCGCAGGUGACCGCCUCUGUGCUACAUGGGGGCGCUCAGGAAGGGCAGAUCGUGUUUCUCCGAGGACGCGGGUAUGAGGAAGCCCUUCACGAUUUAAGCGGUUUCGACAUGAUCUGGGUACUAACCCACAUGCACCUGAACAAAGGAUGGAAUCCCAAGGUCCGCCCCCCUCGGUUACCAGAGGAGAGAAAGGGCCUCUUCUCCACGCGAAGCCCACACAGACCGAACGCGAUUGCGUUGUCGUCUCUGCGCGUGGGGCGGGUAGAUGCCGCUAACGGUGUGAUCUACGUGCACGGCCUGGACCUGCUCGACGGUACCCCGGUGCUGGACAUCAAACCGUACAUCGGCUACUGCGACGCCUUUCCCAACGUGAAAGCCGGGUGGCUGGAUGCUCUUGGCUCGGAUCACGAAGGGCAGGGGGACUUCUUGCCGAAGUUCAGUGUCGGCGCUACGCUGGUUCACACCGAUGCUGUCUCUAAACGUUCUCCGACCAGGACAGCAUCGAGGAAACCACCCGCGGCCGACCAAGUGGAGGCCUCGUAG
This is a messenger RNA of Ectocarpus siliculosus, 1926 nucleotides long. The record is from the annotation of a GenBank genome assembly. Lineage: Eukaryota; Phaeophyceae; Ectocarpales; Ectocarpaceae.